AUAUAUACAUAUGCAGUACAUAUAUAUAAACAUAUAUAAUAUAAGUUUAAAAUAUCAAUGUCUUUAAGUAAGGAGGUGGUAAGUGAUCAGGUUUAAAUCCUCCAAAAGAAGGAUCAGCAGUCUGGGGUUGUGUAGCAUUCAUAGAAUAUUGAUAGCUAAGUAAGCGCAUGUGCUCUUGGAAUCUCCUUUCAAAGCUAGCCUCCAUCUCUGAUACUCUCUACCUCUAUAUGAAUACGUGCGGCCACCUCUGUCUGAACUUGCUCAGCCAUUUCUUCUCGAACUUGAGUAAGCUCAGAUUGCGGCUGUUGGACCUGUGUCGUAAGAAUCUUGGUGGUAGAAGAGGAGGCCUCAAUCAUGUCAUACUGUCACCAAGGGAUGCCAUGCCCUGCUAGAUCCUGUAAUGUAGACAUCCCUCUCAUUUGACCCUUUUUAGGAGGUCCAACCACUUCUUUCCAGAUAAGUGGAUCCCAUUCUGACCACGAAUCCUUGUUUGGCCCAUGCUUCUCCACAUAUUUUUGGUGAGCAUCGUUUUGUUUCAAAAAUAAAAUUUUCAUUAGUUAGGAAUUUCAAAUGAUAAUGGGAAAUCAAAUGAAAAAUAAUCAUUUCCUAAGUACAAUGGAUAAAAAAUUGUAUCACUUUUCUUUUUUGAUCAAAAUUGACAUUGAAAAUAAAUAAAAUUAAUAUCAUAAAAGAAUCAGAUUCUUAUAUAUGUCAACUCAGCCUGUGGACAUAUCCAAGUGGGUGGGGCAUCUUUUGGAGCAUCAGGUCAGCGAGUCGUGUGAAUCAACAAGUACAACUCUAAAGGUGUCGACCUAACUCCUCCUCUUUUAGCUGCCUAUUAAAACAUCAAUAAAAUCAAUAACAUUUCCAUUUUUAUGGUAAACAAAAAUAAUUUAUAUAUGUAUAUAUAUAAGUAUAUCCUACUAACUAGUCGAUCCUCGUGGAUCCCAAUAGAAAGGCGUCCAGUUGUGUGGGUCACACGGUCACCCUUUGCUCGGUUUUUCCGACCUCUUUCCUGGAGUGCAAUAUAUUUUGGACUCCCCCAUUUUGCCAACAAAAUUUUAAAGGUAUCCUUAUGCAUGAACUCGGGCAACUUCUUGUACUUGACCCAUGCCUUUCGAGCUCGAUGAAGCUCAUCUCAGAAACGGUUCCAACAAUGUAAUCUCCAAAUUUUAUACACACAAGCAUCAUCUUCUUCCCAAUAAUAUGUCCUCUGCAAUGAAAAAAAAAUUAAAUUUUAAUAAUUUCUUUGAUUUUUCUUAAAGAAAGAGCAAAGUUUUGU
Molecule: messenger RNA, 1282 nt
Organism: Rubroshorea leprosula
Lineage: Eukaryota; Viridiplantae; Streptophyta; Magnoliopsida; Malvales; Dipterocarpaceae
Source: the annotation of a GenBank genome assembly